GAACCAAGACCAGAACCAGAACCAAGACCAGAACCAAGACCAGAACCAGAACCAAGACCAGAACCAGAACCAAGACCAGAACCAAGACGAAGACCAGAAUCAGAACUAGAACCAAGACCAAGACCAGAACCAGAACCAAGACCAGAACCAGAACCAAGACCAGAACCAAGACCAAGACCAGAACCAGAACCAAGACCAGAACCAGAACCAGAACCAAGACCAGAACCAGAAUUAAGACCAAGACCAGAACCAGAACCAGAACCAGAACCAGAACCAAGACCAAGGCCAGAACCAGAACCAAGACCAGAACCAGAACCAAGACCAGAACCAGAACCAAGACCAGAACCAGAACCAGAACCAAGACCAGAACCAGAACCAAGACAAAGACCAAGACCAGAACCAGAACCAAUACCAGAACGAGAACCAAGACCAGUACCAGAGCCAGAACCAGAACCAAGACCAGAACCAGAACCAAGACCAAGAUCAAGACCAGAACCAGAACCAAGACCAGAACCAGAACCAGAACCAAGACCAAGACUAGAACCAGAACCAAGACCAGAACCAGAACCAGAACCAGAUCCAAGACCAGAACCAGAACCAAGACCAGAACCAGAACCAGAACCAAGACCAGAACCAGAACCAGAACCAAGACCAAGACCAAGACCAGAACCAGAACCAAGACCAAGACCAGAACCAGAACCAAGAUCAAGACCAGAACCAGAACCAAGACCAGAACCAAGACCAGAACCAGAACCAGAACCAAGACCAGAACCAGAACCAAGACCAAGACCAAGACCAGAACCAGAACCAAGACCAGAACCAGAAUUAAGACCAAGACCAGAACCAGAACCAGAACCAAGACCAAGACCAAGGCCAGAACCAGAACCAGAACCAAGACCAGAACCAGAACCAGAACCAAGACCAGAACCAGAACCAAGACCAGAACCAGAACCAAGACCAGAACCAGAACCAAGACCAAGACCAGAACCAGAACCAAGACGAAGACCAGAAUCAGAACUAGAACCAAGACCAAUACCAGAACCAGAACAAAGACCAGAACCAGAACCAAGACCAGAACCAGAACCAAGACCAGAACCAAGACCAAGACCAGAACCAGAACAAAGAACAGAACCAGAACCAAGACCAGAACCAGAACCAAGACCAGAACCAAGACCAAGACCAGAACCAGAACCAAGACCAAGACCAAGGCCAGAACCAGAACCAAGACCAGAACCA
This is a messenger RNA of Oncorhynchus gorbuscha (pink salmon), 1236 nucleotides long. RefSeq names its product basic proline-rich protein-like. The record is from RefSeq and is a predicted model, not a curated record. The annotation marks the transcript as partial. The transcript has a single exon. Lineage: Eukaryota; Metazoa; Chordata; Actinopteri; Salmoniformes; Salmonidae.